This is a messenger RNA of Phascolarctos cinereus (koala), 858 nucleotides long. Its product is annotated as cytochrome P450 2C31-like. Gene Ontology annotation, biological process: xenobiotic metabolic process. The record is from RefSeq and is a predicted model, not a curated record. Lineage: Eukaryota; Metazoa; Chordata; Mammalia; Diprotodontia; Phascolarctidae. Gene Ontology annotation, cellular component: intracellular membrane-bounded organelle; cytoplasm. Gene Ontology annotation, molecular function: iron ion binding; heme binding; oxidoreductase activity, acting on paired donors, with incorporation or reduction of molecular oxygen, reduced flavin or flavoprotein as one donor, and incorporation of one atom of oxygen.
AUGUCGCUCUACAACUUUUUACCAGCAUUCAGAGCAUACCUCCCUGGAGAACACAAAAGAAUUUUAAAAAUUAAUGAGGAACUUAAAGAUUUCAUUUUGGAAAGAGUGAAGGAGCAUCAGAAGGUACUGGACCCCAACAACCCUCAGGACUACAUUGACUACUACCUCUCCAAAAUGCAGCAGGAGAAAGAUAAUCCCCAGUCUGAAUUUGACUUGGAAAAUCUAAAAAUGACAGGAGUAGAUUUAUUUAGUGCAGGAACAGAGACAACCAACAGCACCAUAAGAUAUGGCCUGCUGCUCAUUCUGAAACAUCCUGAGGUCCAAGCAAAAAUUCAUGAGGAAAUUGAACAUGUGAUUGGACAUAAUCGACUUCAUUCCAUAAAGGACAGACAAGAUAUGCCCUAUAUGGAUGCUGUGGUUCAUGAAGUGCAAAGAUUCAUAGACCUCAUACCUUUCAACAUACCCCAUGCAGUGAACUGGGACAUCCAUUUCCAAGAAUAUAUCCUCCCCAAAGACACAACAAUAUUCCCAGAGCUCACCCCAGUCUGGCAUGACAACAAAGAGUUUUCCAAGGCUGUCCAGUUUGACCCACAGCACUUCCUGGAUAAGAAUGGGAAAUUCAAGAAAAGUGACCACUUCAUGCCUUUUUCUGUUGGAAAACAGUCUUGUGUUGGAGAGGGCCUGGCAAGGAUGGAGUUGUUUUUAUUCCUUAUCACCAUUCUACAGAACUUCACUCUCAAACCAGUUGGAGAUCCAAAUGAAAUUAGCCUAAAGCCCAAUCGUGUUUUAUUCACCAAAGUUCCACCACAUUACUAUGCUUUCUUCCUCACUAAGAAGAACACAAAGUUGAUUUGGUGA